Molecule: messenger RNA, 492 nt
Organism: Phytophthora nicotianae INRA-310
Lineage: Eukaryota; Oomycota; Peronosporomycetes; Peronosporales; Peronosporaceae
Exons: 1
Coding region: 1-492 (163 amino acids)
Source: RefSeq, a predicted model, not a curated record
AUGAAGAUGCAUCCGGAUCGAGCCGUGACAGUCAUGCCACGUGACGAAGCUAUUAAUUUUAUUGGCUACGUUCGCAGACAGGCCAACGGUGGUGACAUGUUCCGACAAAAUGAAAGGUCACCCUACGUUAACGUCUCGGAAUUGGAUGCUCAACUCUUUCUCCAAUUCAACAUGUUUUACAACAAUAAUGGCAAAGCUCAGCGAAUCGUCGGUUUGGGUCAUCCUGACCUCAUACGCCUUCUCAAGAUUCGAGGCGUCUCGUUAUUCAUUGACGCAACCUAUAGCUUCACACCAGCCCCGUUCAAGCAAACACUAAUAGUGAUGGGACAUGACUCAAAGUUUGAAGUGUAUCUUCCGGUACUCUACAUUCUCCUGGAACGCAAGGUUGAAAUGACAUACACAACAGUACUACAUCGUAUCAAGAUGUUGACAGGAAUGAAAUUGUCUCCUGGAAGUGUCACGUGUGACUUCGAAACUGCGCUUAUCAACUGA